Molecule: messenger RNA, 1158 nt
Organism: Dermacentor andersoni
Lineage: Eukaryota; Metazoa; Arthropoda; Arachnida; Ixodida; Ixodidae
Source: RefSeq, a predicted model, not a curated record
AUGUACAUAGUUUUCAUGGUCCUUCGCGACGCCUUGAUUGAGAACCAGUCGGCCGAGAUGUACGUUGGUGUGUGCAAGCCAAAGGUUCUGGGAACUCAGUGUCUUGACGACGUGUCGCGAAGGGGUUGUCCUGAUCUCGACCACUUCGUCGUCUUCUCCUCCUUGGCUUGUGGUCGUGGAAACAUUGGCCAGACAAACUACGGCUUCGCAAACUCCGUCAUGGAACGUCUUUGCGAGCUUCGGGUUGCGGACGGACUCCCUGGCUUGGCCAUACAGUGGGGCCCUAUCGGAGACGUUGGCGUUGUCCACGAUGUCUUCGGCGAUGACGCGACAAUUGCUGGACUUUUGCCACAGCCAAUAAAUUCUUGUUUGGAGGUGUUGGACUACUUCCUGAGCCAAAGUCACCCCGUCGUGUCGUGCUUUGUCAAGAAAAGCCAGUCUUCAGCUUCAGACAGCAUGGAGAAGCGAGAUCUCGUUAAGAGCGUGGUUCAUAUACUUGGGAUCAAAGACCCAUCGAAGAUGAGCCCGACCGUGAGCCUCGGCGAGUUGGGCAUCGACUCCUUGAUGGGCAUCGAGGUGAAACAGCUGCUGGAGCGAGACUACGACGUUGCCCUGACUGCACAAGAAAUCCGGCAGCUUACCGUCAAUCAGUUAAAAGAGAUCAGCAAAGCCUGCACCGACAAUUCACCAGGUUAUGACACCAACCUGAAGAAUGGAAGCGGCGUUCGUGAGAGACGAGUUCACGUCCAGCUGCUGCUGCUGCCAAAUGACUCGUUUCGUUGUGAGGCCGACGCUUUUAUAGUCAAAGGUGGGGCCGAGAUCCUGGUGAUGUCGCAGGGCAGCAGAAUACUCGCUGGGGGUGAAGGAGGCACGAUGAUCAGGAAUCUUGACAAGCCCCCGGAAAGCCAGGACAAUAGGCGCCGAAACAGCAGCAUGAAACAGCAUGAAAUGACCUGGUGUUAUGUACGCUCUCAGAACUCUGGAGUGAAGAAGCGCGCCAGUGGCAGCAGCAGCGAACGAAUUGACUCUCGUGCUGCCUGUCGCAUCAACGCGAAGUCUCGAAAGCAGCGUACGGCGGACUCUGUACACAUCGCUGAUGGCUUGCACGAUACAGCGGCCCAGGCGGCUGCGCGAGCCCACCCGGGCCGCCCAGCGUAG